Molecule: messenger RNA, 1080 nt
Organism: Fusarium mangiferae
Lineage: Eukaryota; Fungi; Ascomycota; Sordariomycetes; Hypocreales; Nectriaceae
Product: related to dehydrogenases and related proteins
Exons: 2
Coding region: 1-1080 (359 amino acids)
Biological process (GO): NADPH regeneration
Cellular component (GO): cytoplasm
Molecular function (GO): oxidoreductase activity; nucleotide binding
Source: RefSeq, a predicted model, not a curated record
AUGCCGGCACAAAAGAACGGUGUUCCCCGGCGACUAAAGGUCGGAGUGGUGGGAAUUGGUCGCAUGGGGCGACAUCAUGCUAUGAACCUACUUCAUCAAACUCCUCGAGCAGAUCUCAUUUGUGCCUGUUCGCCCACUGAGGCAGAUCUGGUAUGGGCAAAUGAACAUCUAGUGCCACACGGCGUUCAUUUUGUCCCCACUUUUGACGAAAUGAUCGAAAUUCCAGGCCUCGAAGCCAUCCUCAUCGCAUCUGCAACAUACCUUCACACGUCUCAAACCAGAACUGCCUUGAAUAAAGGGUUGCAUGUACUUUGCGAGAAGCCAGUGUGCCAGACGUUGGAUGAGCUAGUUGCUCUUGUCGAUCAAGUCGAGGGCCGCCCUCAGGCAAGGCUCAUGGUGGGAUUUGUGCGUAGAUUCGAUGAAAACUACCAGAAUGCCCUGAGUCAACUCAAGCAAAACGCCAUUGGAAAGCCUGUGGUAAUACGUUCUCAAGCUAGCGACCCUAUCGACGAGAGUCCAUACUACAAGCAGUAUCUGAAAGACUCUGGGGGCAUAUUUGUGGACGCUACCAUUCACGACAUAGACCUUUCUCUUUUAUUAUUCGGAGAUGACUCUCAGCCCAAGUCUGUGUCCGCCGUUGGCGUGAGAGCAAUCCACCCUGAGAUUGAAGCCUGUGGAGAUGUCGAUAAUGCUGUGGGUAUCUGCGAGUAUUGGGAUAAUAAGAUCGCAUUUUUCUACAAUAAUAGAAUGGCAGCACAUGGAUAUGACAACGCCACUGAGAUUCUUGGAACUAUGGGAAAGCUGUCGGUCAACCUCAUCCCAAGACGCAAUGCUGUCGAGCUUUGCGAUAAGGAUGGCGUAGUUAAGACGUUUGCGCAUACAGGCUGGUAUGAGCGCUACGAAGCGGCAUUUGUUAAGGAAACAAAUGGAUGGGUGAAUUCCCUUCUUGAUAAUACGCCUCUGCCUGUACCUUUGCGUUCAUCCUUGACAUCCCUCAAGAUCGCCACUGCCCUUCAAGAGAGUCUUAGAACUGGGAACAAGAUUUGCUUUGAUCGAAAAGGGAACCGAAUCAAGGAAUGA